Molecule: messenger RNA, 1062 nt
Organism: Malania oleifera
Lineage: Eukaryota; Viridiplantae; Streptophyta; Magnoliopsida; Santalales; Ximeniaceae
Product: proline-rich receptor-like protein kinase PERK10
Exons: 3
Coding region: 71-835 (254 amino acids)
Molecular function (GO): metal ion binding
Source: RefSeq, a predicted model, not a curated record
CCCAGUCUCUCCAUCCCACUCAAAGCACCUCUCUUUGCUUCUUCUCCAUUCUAUCCACCUGUCCUUGGUCAUGAUUCCUGAAUUAGAGAAGCCUCGAAUCACAGAGGUACAAGUCCGGAUGGACUGUAAUGGGUGCGUGCAAAAGAUCAAGAAGGCUCUAAGUGGCAUUAAUGGCAUAUACGAUCUCUAUAUCGACUUUCCACAACAAAAAAUAACAAUAAUUGGGUGGGCAGAUCCUGAAAAAAUAGUCAAAGCCGUCAAGAAGACAAGGAAAUCGGCUACCAUUUGCACACAUACAGAACCAGCAGAUCAACCAACAGAAGCUGCUCCACCUGCAGAGACUCCCCCAGACCCUGAUGCAGGAAACCCUCCUCCAGCAGAGGCUCCCCCUGCUGAAGCAGCUCCACCAGCAGAUCCACCAAAAGAUCAACCACCACUUGACAAUCCACCCUCAGAGGUGACACCUUCACCAGUAGCGACCGACACUAUUGCAGACCAAACACCGCCAUCCAAACCAAACAAUGUUGAACAGGUUCAUGUAAUAUACCACGGCGCGCCAGAAUAUGGAUACAGAUACGAUUACGGUCAGUAUUACCCAAAUGGCCCGGGAGUAAGAUUUGAGCCACCCCAGCCUGUUUACGUGACUCAUAGCUACAACAAAUACAAGCCAUCAACUUAUGUCACUGAAUACGAGCACAUCCAAUCACCACCAACCUAUAUACAUCACAGCAGAGUUGAUCACUACAGCGAGGACCAUUAUCACAACAAUAAUGUCAACGGAAACUUCAGUGCAAUGUUUAGUGAUGAAAACCCAAAUGCUUGUAGAAUAGUCUAGGAGGAUAAGGGAGGGUAAAAUGAUACACAAUGUUUUCCCUUCAGAAGUCUUAGCUAAAAAGCUACAUUAAGAAUAAUUAGUGAGAGAUUGUACCGAUGCAAUAUUUUCUAAUAAGCAUCUGUUAGCAUAGAGGCAAAAAGGAGAUUCUUGGCCAGUAAGUGCAGGAAGAAUCGAUUCCACUUCUCAGAGAGUUUAUACAUGCUGCCUAAUAUUUAUUUCUUGAGGAA